Messenger RNA from Anastrepha ludens (Mexican fruit fly), 1175 nucleotides. RefSeq lists its product as uncharacterized. The record is from RefSeq and is a predicted model, not a curated record. Gene Ontology annotation, molecular function: pyrroline-5-carboxylate reductase activity. The transcript is spliced from 5 exons. The coding region runs from base 164 to 1000 and encodes 278 amino acids. Lineage: Eukaryota; Metazoa; Arthropoda; Insecta; Diptera; Tephritidae. Gene Ontology annotation, biological process: L-proline biosynthetic process.
CUUCUAAUUCCCGCAUCUGGCAAUUUUGCACUGUUAUUGCGUAAUAAAGUAAAUUGCAGCCGGUAGCGGAAGACGGAUAGAUACUACGACAGUGGGAUUGUGAUAAAAAGACUUCUUCCCAUCCUCUGGCCACUUAGUGCACCUCUAGUUAAUCCAAUCUGAAAUGGCAAAAUUGGACGAAAAAAUCGGUUUCAUCGGUGGCGGCAAUAUGGCCUUCGCUAUAGGUUCCGGGCUUAUUACACGGGAAUUUGUGAAAACCUCACAGGUGCUUGUGUCAGGACCGAAUACCGAGAACUUGGCCCGUUGGCGAGAUAUAGGCAUAGCAACCACAGACAAUAAUUGCGAAGUACUGGACAAGGCUGACAUUAUAUUUAUAUGCGUGAAACCACAUAUUCUAACACCAAUGGCCACACACUUACGUGGAAUGUAUACUACCACUGCGAAAGACAAAGAUAAAUUAUUUGUCUCGGUAUUGGCUGGGGUAAAUCUCAAGACACUGGAGGAGAAAUUCUCUUUUGUGGAUGGCUUAAAAAUGAUACGCACAAUGCCCAACACACCCAUGCAAAUUGGUGAGGGCAUCACUGUGUACACACCUGGUUCCUAUGUAAAGCAACAGGAUUUGGAGAAACUACACUUGAUGCUGAAUUCCUUAGGCAUCGCACAGCAAGUGCCAGAGGCUAUGAUAGACUCUGUAACUGGUGUAGCUGGGUGCGGGCCGGCAUUUGUGUAUACUAUAAUUGAAGCUUUGGCUGAUGGCGGCGUUAAACAAGGUGUGCCGAGGCAAAUGGCACUGCAGUUUGCGGCGCAAAUGUUACUUGGUUCUGCAAAAAUGGUAAUGCUGAGCGGCAAACAUCCAGCGGUUUUACGAGAUGAGGUUUGUUCACCAGGUGGUGCAACUAUUGUAGGUGUGCAUGAAUUGGAAAAGGGCAACUUGCGCGCAACUCUCAUCAAUGCUGUAGAAAAAUCCAGCCAACGUGCUGCUGAGCUGGGCAAGAAAUAAACGUGUGACAACAUUCAUUCCCUUCCAGUAUAUAAUAAAGCAUUUGUGACAACUAUCUCGGACAUAUUUAUAACUUUAUUUAAAAAAGGAGAAUAUUCACAAUUACAACUAAUCAUUCUUAUUAGAUAAUUAAAUAAAAAAAAAACUUUAUUGGAAUCAUUCCAAGUCAUUAAAA